Molecule: messenger RNA, 1058 nt
Organism: Lucilia cuprina (Australian sheep blowfly)
Lineage: Eukaryota; Metazoa; Arthropoda; Insecta; Diptera; Calliphoridae
Gene: eca
Product: transmembrane emp24 domain-containing protein eca
Exons: 2
Coding region: 136-786 (216 amino acids)
Biological process (GO): intracellular protein transport; endoplasmic reticulum to Golgi vesicle-mediated transport; Golgi organization
Cellular component (GO): endoplasmic reticulum-Golgi intermediate compartment; Golgi apparatus; endoplasmic reticulum
Source: RefSeq, a predicted model, not a curated record
UGGCAUUUUGUGUCUUCAAGUGUCGAUUUUUUUCUCAUGACGUGUCGAGUUAAAUAAAGUUAAAAAAACAGAAAUAUUAAGCUAAAUUUAAUUAUAAAAUUAUCAAAAAAUUAAAAUUUAAAUAUUUCUACAAAUAUGUCUAAACAAUUACUAGCUUUAGUGGCACUAUUGGCCUGUUGCAAUACAGUAUUUGGUUUAUAUUUUCAUAUUGCCGAAACAGAACGCAAAUGUUUCAUAGAGGAGGUACCCGAUGAGACUACAGUCAUUGUGAACUAUAAAGUGGAAUUAUAUGAUCCCCGUUCAAAUGGUUUCAUGCCCUCAUCACCUGGCAUUGGCAUGCAUGUAGAGGUACGCGAUAGCGAUGAUAAAAUCAUUCUUUCCCGUGUCUACAGCUCAGAGGGUCGCAUCUCCUUCACCUCUCAUACACCAGGUGAACAUGUCAUCUGUAUGUAUUCGAAUAGUACGGCCUGGUUUAGUGGUGCUCAAUUGCGUGUCCAUUUGGAUAUACAAGUUGGUGAACAUGCCAUUGAUUAUGCCAGUGUCGCACAAAAGGAAAAAUUAACUGAAUUGCAAUUGCGUAUACGCCAGUUGUUGGAUCAAGUCGAUCAGAUUACAAAGGAGCAAAACUAUCAACGUUAUCGCGAAGAACGUUUCCGUCAAACUAGCGAAAGUACUAACUCACGUGUAUUAUGGUGGUCUGUCUCACAAACUGUUGUCUUGGUGUGUAUGGGCUUCUGGCAAAUGAGACAUUUGAAGAGUUUCUUUGAGGCCAAGAAAUUGGUGUAAAAUUAUUCUAUGUCGAAAAUUUCUAGGAUUUUAGUUGAUGAUUUGGUGAUUUCCACUUAAUAUACGAAACUGACAGUUUUUUUAAUUUUACAUACUUUUUUUAACAUCAUAGUCUUUUAGCCAUUAAUUUAAAUUCGUUUUGUGAGAAAAAUUUCCUUAUUGGAUUUUUUUUUUCAUUUUAUGGUCUACUCCAUUAUGUUUAAGCCACCACUCAUUAUACAGUUUCGAUAUAUUUUGAAAAUUAAUAAAUACAUCUUGUUGUGGAAAUCUAA